AUGGCCGCCAAUCCCGAAGAAAUCACCUUGAUCGUUGUCUUCUCGCCUGCCGUAGGCAAAGCAGACAGACUCCGCACCCUAACCGAAGCCUACGCCGCCCAAGUCCACGCCCACGAACCCAGCACGAUCCAAUUCCAACUACACAUCGAAGAGUCCGAUUUCGGGUUCGGGCAGAGGUGGUGUGUUGUGGAGAGAUACCCCGACCCGAUUUCCAUGCACCUCCAUCGCAGCACGCCUCGCUAUCAUGGCUUCGCGAAGACGAUCAAGGAGGAGAGGCUUGUGAGUGAGCGGCCGGUGGUUUUUGCGGGGAAGGCUGUGGCCGGGUUUAAUUGGAUUCAUUGA
Molecule: messenger RNA, 342 nt
Organism: Zasmidium cellare ATCC 36951
Lineage: Eukaryota; Fungi; Ascomycota; Dothideomycetes; Mycosphaerellales; Mycosphaerellaceae
Exons: 3
Coding region: 1-342 (113 amino acids)
Source: RefSeq, a predicted model, not a curated record